This is a messenger RNA of Cajanus cajan (pigeon pea), 3700 nucleotides long. RefSeq names its product PH, RCC1 and FYVE domains-containing protein 1. Lineage: Eukaryota; Viridiplantae; Streptophyta; Magnoliopsida; Fabales; Fabaceae. Gene Ontology annotation, molecular function: metal ion binding. The record is from RefSeq and is a predicted model, not a curated record.
AUGGCUUCUUCGACAAACACAAUUUUGUUCAAAAAUCUAGACACUCAUUGUUACAACUUCAUAACCCUUUUUCAAAAUUUGACCAUAAAUCUAUCAUUUUAUUUGUGGCAUGAUUGUUUGUUCUUAGAUACCUAUGCCAAGUUAAUUCCAGGAGCUUUGAAGAUUCGUAUCUUGUCCCUUUCACCAUUUUUCAUCAAGAUAUUAUUGGAGUUAUAUUUUUUUUUUUGCGAGGUUAGAGUAAAAAAAAUAUUAAAGAUCUAUGAAGACGGGGGCACAAGAAUCCAUGUGAUGUUGUUGUUGUCCCUUGAGUUUCGUCUUUUCACAGUUUCCUUGCUAUUUUUUUCAAAUGAAGAAUGGUGCAAAUGUGGAAAUCAUGGGCAUGAUAUUCAACAAGGACAUUGAGCAACAAAUACUUGUGUCCAAGCCUAUAUUUACUAGAUCGAUUCAAAAUGAUUUUCCUUUGGCUACAAUGCUAGAGUAUACUUUGAGCAUCGUUCCUUGUAAGGACUUUGUUGAUUCAAUUCCUAGUGAGUUCCCAUUAUAUCUGGCAUGUUCAUGAGUGUGGUUAGAACGUGCAAACAUGCAAUCGAAAACAAAUGUUGGAGAUGGUUUUCGAGUAAGUGUCUCAAGUACACCUAGCAAUUCCAGUGGUGGAUCUGAAAAAGAUGAAAUAUAUUCAUUUCGUGAUGUUUAUAUAUGGGGAGAGGUUUUUACAAAUGGGGUUUCGCUUGAUGGGAUUGGAACUCAAAUCCCUUCCAAGGAAAAUGUACUGAUUCCUAAGCCUUUAGAAUCAAAUGUUGUUCUUGAUGUUUCGCACAUUGCAACUGGUGUCCAACACAUUGCUAUGGUAACUAGACAAGGACAAGUGUUUACUUGGGGAAAAGAAUCAGGGGGAAGACUUGGUCAUGGAAUUGAUAAAGACUUUAACAAUCCUCGUCUAGUUGAAUUUCUAAAAGAUACUAAUUUUGAAUUUGUUACAUGCGGAGAGUAUCAUACAUGUGCUAUAUCUAAGUCUUAUGAACUUUAUACGUGGGGUGAUGGAACACACAAUAUUGGACUUCUUGGCCAUGGUUACGAGGUUAGCCAUUGGAUACCAAAAAUGGUUAAUGGUCCUUUGGAAGGACUUCAAGUUGUGUCUGUUGCAUGUGGCUCAUGGCAUUCAGCAUUGACAACCUCAAAUGGAAAACUUUUUACCUUUGGUGACGGGGCAUUUGGUGUCUUGGGUCAUGGAGAUCGAGAAAGUGUGUUGUAUCCAAGGGAGGUACAACUAUUAAAUGGGUUAAAAGCUAUGAAGGUUGCAUGUGGAGUUUGGCACACAGCUGCUAUUAUAGAGGUUGCAUUUCAAUCUAGUUCAAAUACUUCACCAUGGAAGCUCUUCACAUGGGGUGAUGGUGACAAAUAUCGUUUAGGUCAUGGAAACAAGGAAACAUACCUUCAACCUACCCGUGUUUCUUCACUCAUGGAAUAUAAUUUUCACAAAGUAGCAUGUGGGAACACAAUGACUGUUGCUCUUACUACAUCUGGUCAUGUUUUUACCAUGGGAGGCACAGAAAAUGGACAAUUAGGAAAUCCUUUGUCGAUUGGAAAAAUGCCUACCCUAGUCCAAGAUAAGUUGCUUGGAGAGUUUGUUGAUGAAUUAUCAUGUGGGGCACAUCAUGUUGCUAUCUUAACAACAAAAGGUGAACUAUAUACAUGGGGAAUGGGUGCUAAUGGAAGAUUGGGACAUGGAGACGUAGAAGAUAGGAAAUCUCCUACAUUGGUUGUUGCCUUGAAAGAUAGGCAAAUAAAAAAUAUAUCAUGUGGUUUUAAUUUUACAUCAUGUAUAUGCAUCCAUAAGUGGGUCUCUACAACUGAUAAAUCUGAUUGCUCUAGUUGUCGACAAGCAUUUGGGCUAAAAAGAAAAGGGCAUAAUUGUCACAAUUGUGGAUUAGUCUUUUGUCAUGCUUGUAGUUCAAAAAAGGCAUUGAAAACUGCAAUGAGUCUAACACCAGAAAAACCUCACCGUGUGUGUGAUAAUUGUUAUGUUAAGCUUAAAAUUGUAAAUGAUAAUGGUGCUUCACAGUUAGAUAAAAAUGCUACUCAUUCUCAUUAUUCUAUAAAUAGAAAGGAAAUAUCUAACCAAGAAACAAUAAGGUCUACAGGAACUCUCUUGUCUAUCAUCACUGAACCAGUGAAAUACCUUGAGAUAAAGAAUACAAUUCUUGAAAGUAAAAGUUAUACUACUUCCUUUGUACGAGCUUCUCAAGUUCCAUCUCUUGUACAAUUGAAAGAUAUUAUAUUUCCAAGUUCACUUAGUUCUACAUAUAGUGUUUUAAGGCCUACAAUACCUCCCAAUCCGUUACAAACUUCACCACCACCUACCACUUUGGUGCCCAUAUCCACACACACAAGAAGUCAAAGCCCAAUACGUGCUUCCAUUCCUAGAUUUUCUGGAAGUCUUAGUGAUAGUUUAAAAAGGACAAAUGAACUUUUGAGUCAAGAAGUUUCAAAGUUGCAGAAACAAAUUCAGAGUUUGAAGAAAAGAAAUGACAUGCAAGACAUGGAAAUUAAGAAGCUUAACAAAAAGUCUACAGAAGCUAUUGCCUUAGCUGCAGUGGAAUCUUCUAAUCAUAGAGUAACAAAAGAUUUUGUUGAAUCUACUGUAUACCAGUUGAAAGAAAUGAUUGAGAAGUUUCCACAAGAAACUACAGAAAGUAAAAAUUUCAAAUCUGUGCUUACUCAAGUUGAAGACUUUCUGAAAGAAAAUUUAGAAUGUAAAGCAUCUUCUUCACCACCAAAGUUGGGGUCUAUGAAGCAAAAUGCACCAGAUAUAUCUGCACCAAGUAGUGACUUCUCCAAACUACAAAUAGAUAGACUUGAAGAAAAUGUGGAUGUUACAAAAGUUGAUCCUUGUUUGAAUAAAGGAAAUUUCCUUAAUGAAAGUGAAAAAUCAAUGUUAGAUCCUAAACAACAAAAUGUAUGUGAUCUACCUACCUUAAAUAGUGGCUUUUCCAAACUACAAAAAUAUAAACUAGAAGAACAAACAGAUGGUAUAGGAGGUAAUCAAUGUCAAGAUGAAGGAAAUUUUGUUGAAGAAAAUAAUAAAUCAGAGUUAGAGUCCAAACAACAAAAUAAACCAUCUUCAAAUGUUAGCACUUCUGAAAUGCAAGAACACAAACUAGAAGAGUAUGCCAUAGAAGUUGACCCUUACCAAGAUAAAUGGAAUUUACUAGAAGAAAGUAAUACACCUAAUAUGCUUGCCUUAAUUAGUGAUGUUUCUGAAUUACUAAAGGAUAGACUAGAAGAGAAUGUUGAGGUUACAAGAGUUGAUCAGUCCCAAGUUGAAGGAUAUGUCCUUCAAGAAAGUAAUGGUUCAAGAUCGUUGGAGUUUUCAAGUGGAAUAAUGCCUCCACAGAACUUACAUAAUUGUUCAAGAUCAUUGGACUCCUCAAGAUUUGAGAGACAAGGAGAAAUACAAGUUAUUGAAAAAUUUGAACAUGGUGUUUACGUGACACUCGUGUUACGAUCUGAUGGUAUCAAAAUUUUUAAACAAGUCAAAUUCAAUAAACGAUGGUUCACUAAAAGUCAAGCAGAAGAAUGGUGGAACCAAAAUAAAGGUAGAGUACUUAGGAAAUAUUGUCCAACACAUCAAAAAUUAUCAAUUGGAACUUCUAAUGUCACAUCACUUGUUAAAGAAAUUAUUGAGACAUAUCCUCCCUAA